Otolemur garnettii (small-eared galago) is the source of this 1842-nucleotide messenger RNA. It is a transcript of the gene PGM2L1, whose product is annotated as phosphoglucomutase 2 like 1. The coding region runs from base 1 to 1692 and encodes 563 amino acids. The record is from RefSeq and is a predicted model, not a curated record. NCBI's taxonomy places the organism in Eukaryota, Metazoa, Chordata, Mammalia, Primates, Galagidae. The transcript is spliced from 14 exons. Gene Ontology annotation, molecular function: intramolecular phosphotransferase activity; glucose-1,6-bisphosphate synthase activity. Gene Ontology annotation, biological process: carbohydrate metabolic process.
AUGGCUGAAAACGCAGAGGGGGACCUGAACUCCAAUCUGCUCCACGCCGCCUACCACACUGGCGACCCUCAGCUAGAUACGGCCAUCGGGCAGUGGCUCAGCUGGGAUAAGAAUCCCAAAACAAAAGAGCAGAUCGAAAAUCUAUUACGAAAUGGGAUGAACAAGGAGCUGCGCGAUCGUCUUUGCUGCCGAAUGACUUUUGGGACUGCAGGACUUCGUUCUGCCAUGGGAGCAGGAUUUUGCUAUAUUAAUGACCUUACAAUAAUCCAAUCAACACAGGGGAUGUAUAAAUACCUGGAGAGAUGUUUCUCAGACUUCAAGCAGAGAGGUGUUGUCGUUGGGUAUGACACUCGGGGUCAAGUAACUAGCAGCUGCAGCAGUCAGAGGCUUGCUAAACUCACUGCUGCAGUCUUGUUGGCCAAAGAUGUUCCUGUGUACCUUUUUUCAAGAUAUGUCCCUACACCUUUUGUACCAUAUGCAGUCCAGGAGCUCAAGGCAGUUGCAGGUGUGAUGAUUACUGCAUCUCACAACCGCAAGGAAGACAACGGAUACAAGGUUUAUUGGGAAAAUGGUGCUCAGAUCACAUCUCCUCAUGAUAAAGAAAUUCUGAAAUGUAUAGAAGAAUGUGUGGAACCCUGGAAUGGUUCCUGGAAUGAUAAUUUAGUGGAUACCAGCCCACUGAAGAGAGAUCCUCUCCAAGACAUUUGCAGGAGAUACAUGGAAGAUCUGAAAAAAAUCUGUUUUUACAGGGAGUUGAACUCAAAGACCACCUUGAAAUUUGUGCAUACAUCUUUUCAUGGGGUUGGACAUGACUAUGUGCAGUUGGCUUUUCAAGCGUUUGGUUUUAAGCCUCCAAUUCCAGUACCAGAACAAAAAGAUCCUGAUCCAGACUUCUCUACUGUUAAAUGUCCAAAUCCUGAAGAAGGAGAAUCUGUGCUGGAACUUUCUCUGAGACUGGCAGAGAAAGAAAAUGCUCGAAUAGUGGUAGCCACAGAUCCUGAUGCAGACCGACUGGCAGUGGCAGAACUUCAGGAAAAUGAUCAUUGGAAAGUUUUCACAGGGAAUGAGCUGGCAGCUUUGUUUGGGUGGUGGAUGUUUGAUUGCUGGAAGAAAAACAAAUCAAGAAAUGCUGAUGUGAAGAAUGUUUAUAUGUUAGCCACCACAGUCUCUUCUAAAAUUUUGAAGGCAAUUGCACUUAAAGAAGGAUUUCAUUUUGAAGAAACAUUACCAGGUUUUAAAUGGAUUGGAAGUAGGAUAAAAGACCUACUGGAAAAUGAGAAAGAAGUCCUUUUUGCAUUUGAAGAAUCUAUUGGUUUUCUGUGUGGAACUUCAGUUUUGGAUAAAGAUGGGGUGAGUGCGGCUGUUGUUGUUGCCGAGAUGGCAUCUUAUCUGGAAACCAUGAAUGUAACAUUGAAACAGCAACUGAUUAAUAUUUAUGAAAAGAUCUCAAGAACAGUGCUGCCUGUGAGUAAAAAUAGCCAAAUGAUUACAUUUACUUUUCAAAAUGGCUGUGUUGCUACUCUUCGGACAAGUGGCACAGAACCAAAGAUAAAAUAUUAUGCAGAGAUGUGUGCAUCACCUGACCAGAGUGACACUGUCUUCCUGGAAGAAGAAUUGAAGAAACUCAUUGAAGCUCUGAUUGAGAAUUUUCUUGAGCCCAGUAAGAAUGGACUGAUCUGGCGUUCUGUUUAGGGGUCCACCAGUAGAUCGUGACUUUGUACUGGCACAUGGAACAGAACAACCAAGAACUCCACGCAUUGAACCCUGUGAUGGUAUUCUCUCCCUAGCUCAUCUGGCUGAGUCUCUUUCCCCUUUAAUUUUCUUUCUUUUUUGUCUGCUGAC